Camellia sinensis is the source of this 1415-nucleotide messenger RNA. NCBI's taxonomy places the organism in Eukaryota, Viridiplantae, Streptophyta, Magnoliopsida, Ericales, Theaceae. The record is from RefSeq and is a predicted model, not a curated record.
AGUUGGUAUUUGGAGAUAAGAGAGAGAGAGAGAGAGAGAGAGAGAGUGUGUCAGCAGAAAACACAACAAUGGCUUCUUUGAUCAACAAUCCCUUGAGGCCUCUCUACAAGUCCAAGUUCAUUUCCAAUUCCAAUUCCAAUUCCGAGCUGUGCCCAGAAACUCGGUUUUCGAAUCGGUGUGGUGUUGGGUUCAGUUCUCUGAGUCUCGACAAUUCCGGGAGAGUUUGUUUUCCCAUUGUCUGCAAAGCUGUGUCUGUGACGCCCCAAACUCAGAUUGAAGGCCUUAAUAUUGCCGAAGAUGUUACUCAGCUUAUUGGGAAAACUCCGAUGGUGUAUUUGAAUAACAUUGUAAAGGGGUCUGUUGCAAACAUAGCUGCUAAACUUGAGAUCAUGGAGCCAUGUUGCAGUGUCAAGGACAGGAUAGGAUACAGUAUGAUAACUGAUGCUGAGCAAAGAGGUCUCAUAACACCAGGAAAGAGCAUUCUAGUGGAGUCUACAAGUGGAAACACAGGCAUUGGCCUUGCAUUUAUAGCUGCUUCAAAAGGAUAUAGGCUCAUCGUGACAAUGCCAGCUUCAAUGAGCCUGGAAAGAAGGGUUAUUUUGAAAGCAUUUGGAGCUGAGCUUGUUUUGACUGACUCUGCUAAGGGCAUGAAGGGAGCAGUUCAGAAAGCUGAAGAAAUUUCGUAUAGGACACCAAAUGCCUACAUGCUUCAACAAUCUGACAAUCCUGCAAAUCCAAAGAUUCACUAUGAGACAACUGGUCCAGAGAUCUGGGAAGAUACAAGAGGCAAGGUGGACAUUUUUAUUGCAGGGAUUGGAAGUGGUGGAACUAUUUCUGGGGUCGGUCGGUUCCUUAAAGAGAGGAAGCCAAGCAUAAAGGUUAUUGGCGUGGAACCUUUAGAAAGCAACAUUCUUUCUGGUGGGAAGCCUGGUCCUCACAACAUUCAAGGAAUUGGAGCAGGUUUCAUUCCCAGAAAUUUGAAUCAAGAUGUGGUUGAUGAAGUCAUAGCGAUGCCUAGUGAUGAAGCUAUUGAGACUGCAAAACAGUUGGCACUCCAAGAGGGCUUGUUGGUCGGAAUUUCUUCUGGAGCAGCAACUGCUGCUGCACUAAAGGUUGGAAAGAGACCUGAGAAUGCAGGAAAGCUUAUUGCGGUAGUUUUUCCAAGCUUUGGUGAACGAUAUCUGUCAACUGUUCUUUUCCAGUCAAUACGAGAAGAAUGCGAGAAAAUGCAACCUGAGCCUUGAAUGAGAAAGUUUAAUGCAUGAGAAAAUGAAUGUUAAUUGGAUAUCAGAUCAAACUGGACCUUUUCCUUUUCAAGUGAGCAUUGGUAUUUGAAAUUUUCGAAAAAAUUACAAAUUUUUUUUAAGGUUUGAGCCUAAUAACAAAAUAAAUAUUGAUUUUUUAAUUUUUGUCAA